Bursaphelenchus xylophilus (pine wood nematode) is the source of this 2144-nucleotide messenger RNA. Lineage: Eukaryota; Metazoa; Nematoda; Chromadorea; Rhabditida; Aphelenchoididae. The record is from the annotation of a GenBank genome assembly.
AUGGUAUGUUUUUAGCCACUCAGGUCCGUCACUGUAACACCCUUAAAAUUAUCCAAAAUUUCCCAAAAAACAUGGUAACAUAACGAAAUUAAAAUUAUUGCUUAAAAUUGUAUUUAAAAUGUCUCCUACUCUCUCCCUAACAUCCCAAAAUAGCGUAAAAAUGAUUUCUCCUCUCAGAAAUCACUGUAGUAGAAAAGCAAAAUGCGCAUACCCGACCAUUUCGGACGUAUUUUCCUUUAAAUUUGCGAUAUCUUUCAUGUUACACUUGAUAAGAUUACUCGUUUUUUGAGCUAGAACCUCUUUUUUUAUCUCCUCUAAAAAUACCUUCCCCUAUAAAAACCUUGAUCCUUGGAGAUUACAUCAUGCUUGAACGGAAUGGCUCUCUAAUAAAAUCUGCCUCCAAAGUACAUUCCUCUCUUCGCCCAUUUGACCCGUCCACAUGAUCCGUCUCUGUUUCAAAAAAUAAAUGUGACGCAACCUUUUCUCUCUCUCCUCCCCUGUUUAUUCGAGAUAAGUCAUACGGCGGGUUUUAUUUAUUCCGCUCUUGUUUUGUAAACAUUUCGGUCAUGAGUAAAGUAAUGUCGAAAAUCGGCUCGACGAGGGAUGAAGAAUGAAUCUUUGGGGUGAAAAAACGUCCAUAACCUCGAAUAGAGUGUGAUUACUGAAUUUUACGAUGAAAAUUUUAGAAUACUCAGCUUUUUUCGACAUUUUUUUCUUUCUUAUCAUGGAUAACACAUAAAGUAAUAUAAAAUCUGAAUUUUUGGCCUAAAUAGUGCAGCAUUAAUUAUUAAAUGACGUUACCAAUCCAAUAGAACGUGUGAGACGCCAAUUCGCUUCGUUCCCUUCUCGAUUUUUCCACAUGAUUCUGGGACAAAACUGUUUGCAAAUUCGAAAUUCAUUUUUCUGCUUCGGCUGUCCCUGUAAAGCUAUAAAAUCCGUUGCACUCUUGUCUUUAGUGUCGAUUCGGGGUAUUAAAGGUAUUGAAGUCGCCAAUUUGGGGGGUUUUAUUAUAUUAUACUAGACCUUCUUACCUAAAAUUUAAAUUUUUUAUAUUAUCCUCGAUUUAGCUUUAAUAUUGAGCGAAAACUUUUCAGCGCGUAUUUUGCCCAUCUUUUCCAACGUAGUUGACCAAUUUGGUUUCAGAAAAUGCGACGACAAGCUAAUCGGGUGGUUCGUUUUGAUCGGAUUCAACGGGUUCGUCACUUCAGCGACGACGGUCUAGAGCCAGAAGAAUACUUGAUGAAGGGAAAAAGAAAGCGCCUUCGGUUGGUAGUUCCAUUACCUGAAGGAUGUUUUGCGGUAAGUGUUUUUUAGUGAAAAAAACAUUAUUUUCUGUGAAAUAUAGGUAUAAGCAGAUAAAACAAGGUCAUAUUAAUGAAAACAACAUGAUCUACCAGCUAAUUCGCACAGCAUUACCGAAAAUCCCGCAAGAUUUUACAGAAAAACAGGAGUUUUUGUUUGUAAAGAAAGACUUGACCCAGCUCUAAAUUAAGGUGUCAAGUCUUCCUCUACAACUGGAAAAGUCGAAAAACAGAAGAGUCGAGUCAAAAUCAAGUUCAAAGUACUGUUUUCAGAGUCCGAGUACCUCGAAAAAGUUUAAACUCAGCUCCAUCCUCCGGUCCAGUCCGCCUCCUGGCGAUGAAAAGGAAGAAAAGUCGGAGGUUCAACAGUUUGUGGCGUCAGUGGUGAAACAAAUGGAACAGAAGUUCGGCAAGGACUGGCAUUGCACAGAACCCGAACUCUCGCUUCGAUUGAGUUUGUGUGCCGAGGAGGUUUUGAGUCGGGAUCAAAAAGAAUUCGAGCGAAUUCAGAAGCUGUUCGAGGAGGAGUUUGAAGUGGAAGUGAGUAUUUUUUGAUUUUUUUCGAACGUUUAGAUGUCUGUUGAGGUGAUAGAGAGAUGGCGCAGCUUGAUCUUAACUUUCUGACGGGAAAUGAAAUUUUUUUGGAAAUCUGACGGCUUUUUAUCUAAAACAAUAAAAAUUUUGUCGAAAAAUUUAUCUAAAUCCUUUCCGAAUGAUAUCUAAACGCUCUUCACAUCUAACUCAUUCAAUUUCCAGGACGUGGACGAAGAAUCCACCAGGGACGAGACUUUCCAAGCCUUGAAACACCUCCAUUUAAGUGCUCAAAUGGGUCUGGCCUUCUAG